GAGCUUUCUCAAGCUGCAGGGAGCCGAAUGGCGCACUAAUUUAAGAGUUAACGUUUAGACAUCUCCUUUAGGUUUUCGUGGAUUUUACUAAUUUCCUAAAAACUUCUGCGGGUUGAGACGACUUGUGCACGGUGUAGGAAAGGGAGGAUCUUCCUUUGCAGCUCGUGACAACAGCCGGGAUAAAAAACCUAACUUUGCGCUUCGUGGAGAAAACGUCUCGGACGUUAAUUAACAGGUCUAGGACGGCGCUUCCUUGCAGGUAACAUUGGGAAUAUUUAAAGAUGUUGGACGGUAUAAAAAUCGAAGAUCAUCCGCUGCGGUCGGGACAAGCAACACUUGGAGUUAUGCUCGGGACGGAGUGCCAUCACCAGGCGGUGUGUGAGGGGUGCCAGCGGCCGAUAUCCGACCGCUUUCUGAUGCGCGUCAACGAGUCUUCAUGGCACGAGGAGUGUUUGCAAUGCGCCGUGUGUCAACAACCGCUCACCACCAGCUGCUACUUCCGGGAGAGGAAACUUUACUGCAAAUAUGACUACCAACAGUUAUUUGCGACCAAAUGCAGCGGAUGCCUGGAGAAAAUUGCACCUACAGAAUUUGUGAUGCGGGCGCUGGAGUGUGUUUACCAUCUCAACUGCUUCUGCUGCUGUGUAUGUGACCGACAGCUGAGGAAAGGAGAUGAGUUUGUGCUGAAGGACGGACAGUUGCUGUGCAAGAGCGAUUAUGAGAGGGAAAAAGACCUGCUCGGCUCUGUCAGCCCAGAUGACUCAGAUUCAGAGAAAAGCGAAGAUGAGGAGCUGGAUAUCAAGCCGGAGAAAGGCUCGGGAGGCACCGGGAAGGGAGAUGAUGGGAAAGACCCUAGAAGACCCAAGAGACCACGUACCAUCCUCACCACACAGCAGAGACGAGCCUUCAAGGCGUCGUUCGAGGUGUCUUCCAAACCCUGCCGGAAGGUAAGAGAGACACUGGCUGCAGAGACAGGUCUGAGCGUACGCGUGGUUCAAGUGUGGUUCCAGAACCAAAGAGCUAAGAUGAAGAAGUUGGCGCGGAGACAGCAGCAGCAACAGGAGCAGCAGAACUCCCAAAGGCUGGGCCAAGAGGUAAUGUCCAAUCGGAUGGAGGGUAUGAUGAACUCCUACACACCAUUGGCUCCAGCCCAGCAGCAAAUGGUUGCACUGGAGAACGGCUACAGCACCGACCCCUUCCAGCAGGGCCUCACCCCUCCUCAGAUGCCCGGUGACCACAUGAACCCAUAUGGAAAUGACUCGAUAUUCCACGACAUUGACAGCGACACUUCUCUGACCAGCCUCAGUGACUGCUUUAUGGCCUCGUCUGACGCGGGAUCCAUGCAGGCCCGAGUGGGAAACCCCAUCGACCGACUCUACUCCAUGCAGAGCUCCUAUUUCGCCUCAUGAAAGCACACUCGCUGCAGCUCACACCAGUCACUCGCCGCCUAUCAAGGGAACACGCGCUCGCUCGACAAAAAAGACGAGACACCAGAAACAAGACAAGUGAACUUCCCUACCCUACAAUGGACGUCCAGAAGCUGACAUUUCUUCCUUUUCUAGUUACAUGUAGAUCGUUUGUACAUGACUUUCUGAGAAGUAGCAUUUCACUUAAUCCUCAUGGACUUGUGGAGAGGGAGAAAAAACACACUAAAAGGGUAUCGGUGUACAGUUUGAUGUAACUGAAGCAUCAAGACUCGUGACUUUCCAGAAGAUCAACACAUAAAGCUCAUAAUGCAUGAAUCCAUAUCUUUGUGAUUGUUACGUUUAAAAGAAGAAAAAAAUAGAUUAGAAAAAAAAUCUUGUGUUGUUCAGAUGUUGAAAUGUGAUGUUCGGACUCAUAAUUUGCUCUUUUCGUUAUGUUCAGCAUUGCAUUUUUUUCCUCACUUUAAUAGUUUAGCCCUUCUGAAAGACGAUGUAGAAAAAGCUUAGAGGGGGAGAUUAUGUAUAGUG
This is a messenger RNA of Danio rerio (zebrafish), 1952 nucleotides long. It is a transcript of the gene lmx1bb, whose product is annotated as LIM homeobox transcription factor 1, beta b. Gene Ontology annotation, cellular component: nucleus. NCBI's taxonomy places the organism in Eukaryota, Metazoa, Chordata, Actinopteri, Cypriniformes, Danionidae. The record is from RefSeq and is marked validated. Gene Ontology annotation, biological process: regulation of transcription by RNA polymerase II; regulation of DNA-templated transcription. Gene Ontology annotation, molecular function: DNA-binding transcription factor activity, RNA polymerase II-specific; DNA binding.